This is a messenger RNA of Terrapene triunguis (Three-toed box turtle), 1303 nucleotides long. RefSeq names its product pulmonary surfactant-associated protein A-like. Bases 440 to 1303 code for a protein of 287 amino acids. Lineage: Eukaryota; Metazoa; Chordata; Testudines; Emydidae. Gene Ontology annotation, cellular component: rough endoplasmic reticulum; multivesicular body. The transcript is spliced from 5 exons. The record is from RefSeq and is a predicted model, not a curated record.
AAUGGACUGGAAGACCUAUUCUAAUAGGUGUUUUCCCAGUCUAACAUCUACAGUCUGCUAUAGACUUCAUCAUGUAGUCUACAACAGACUACUGACUAAAUCUAGGGCUUGCCAGAUUCUUUAUCUUGUAGCUCUUAUUGGGCUUCUUUGAACUGAACUUCCAGAUCUUCCCCUUCCCCAAUCACUGCUCACAAUAUGAAUCAACAAGGCCCAAAUAGCUCUCAGAAAUCUCCCCUCACUACUAUCCUGCCAUCAUUAUUUUUAAGGAUCUUUAACAAUGCUUGUGUGGUGUAAAGGGGCCUUAGUGCAAAUGAGAACCAGGUCCUAAGAAUCUUGACCUCGGUUGUGUAUCUCCUACACAGUGACAAUAGAACAACCUACGUACAGAUGCUUAUGUGAUUAUUCCUUUUUUAUUAGUCACAGAUCUACAGGCUUGACAAUGCAUCUCUGUCAGCCUUUCAAAGCUCUGGUUCUGGCUGUGGCAUUGAUGAUGUCAUCAGGUGUGGAUAUAAAUAAACAUGAAGAGAACAUGAAUGCAUGCCCAGUCAUUCAAUGUUGUGCUUCUGGAACCAAUGGUUUAUCAGGCAGAGAUGGAAGAGAUGGGAAAAAGGGUCCCAAAGGAGAAAAGGGAGACCAAGGAACUCCUGGAAUCCCUGGCACCCCAGGAGCCAAUGGAUUGCCUGGAAGAGAUGGCAGAGAUGGUAUGAAAGGAGACUCAGGCCCACCAGGUCCUCAGGGGCCACCCAGUGGCAUGCCAGGUCUUCCUGGAAGAGAUGGGCUUCCUGGGGUGAAAGGGUCCCAGGGUGAAAAAGGCAACAAGGGGGAGAGAGGGGAGCCUGGACCACAAGGCCUGCCUGCUUCUGUUGAUCCUGAAUUGCAAGAAAGCCUCCAGGUUUUAAAACAUCGAAUUACCAGACUGGAAGGAGUCCUUACUUUGGAAGGAAAACUAACAGAAGUGGGGGAAAAAAUUCUCGCUACCAAUGGGAAAGAAGUCAAUUUUGAAACCACAUUAAAAGCAUGCGAACAUGCUGGUGGCUCCAUCGCCACCCCCAGGAACAAGGAGGAGAACGAUGCUAUUUUGGAUAUUGUGAAACAGUUUAACAGAUAUGCUUAUCUGGGUAUAAGGGAGAGUGAUGUUCCAGGUGAAUUCCAGUAUCUGGAUGGGAAACCUCUGAAUUAUACCAACUGGCAUGCUAGUGAGCCAAAUGGCAAAGGAGGGGAAAAUUGUGUGGAGAUGUACACUGAUGGAGGCUGGAAUGACAGAAAAUGCAACCAGUACCGCCUCACUAUCUGUGAAUUUUAA